Messenger RNA from Malaya genurostris, 2853 nucleotides. RefSeq names its product multiple coagulation factor deficiency protein 2 homolog. Bases 95 to 604 code for a protein of 169 amino acids. The transcript has 3 exons. Lineage: Eukaryota; Metazoa; Arthropoda; Insecta; Diptera; Culicidae. The record is from RefSeq and is a predicted model, not a curated record. Gene Ontology annotation, molecular function: calcium ion binding.
GAAAAUUAGUUAACACCAUACCGCUAUAUGUACCGUAUCCUGAAAUUUUCCGCUUUAAUUCGAUUCACAUUGUACUCUAGUCCACUAUAUCAGAAUGGCUUUGCUGUUGAUGAUAGCGGUCAAUGUACUGGUGGUCACCAGUAAACUGAAUUUAGCGAACGCAAAAGGACCUCACCACCCGGGAGGUGGCUAUUCGGCUAGGAGUCGUAAACUGGACGAACAUUUGCAUGCCAAAGAUAAUCACAUUCAGCAGGACUUGAAACAUCUUUCCAUUGAUGACGAUGAGCUGGCAAAAAUGUCGGAUGAGGAGAAAAACUUUUAUUUUUUCAAACUCCACGACUCUGACAAUAACGACCAUCUUGAUGGACUGGAAAUUCUUCAUGCUGCCACGCAUCACGCAGACGGUCAUGUGCACAAACUGGACCGCGAAGAUGAAUCCGAAUCUGGUGAAAAUUCCGUGAUCGAUGUCAUCGAUGACUUCAUAGCGUACGCCGACUUGGAUCAAAAUGGUUUACUAACAUAUCCCGAGUAUAUGAAAGCCAUCAACAACGAUGAAUGGAAUAAAGUAGUCGAACCUACUGAGCCUUCGCUAGAUUCCAGUUAGAUUUAGCGUUAUUAUUCGUAUCACUUUUUUUAUUAGUGUCAAAUUAUGUAUGUUAAACUAAACUAAUCGUGGUGCCACUAAAGAUAGCAAGGAUAAAUCAAAUCGCAUGGUGCACCCUGUAAUCCUUCCAUAACAGCCCGAUCCAGGUUCAACAGCAUUCGAUUGUAUUUACCGUUUCUCGGAAUUUCCGGAUCGAAUAUUUCGGCACCUUGAACCAGCGCGUGGGCGGCUCUUGCGUAUUCAUUCGCCGUGCGAGGGGAUCGACAAGCGGACUGCAACAUACAUCCAUCCUGGCCGGAACCUUCGGCAGCCAGGUAGCCAAUCAGUAGACCAGUUUCGCCGGGUUGGAAAAACGAUAUGCCUGUGUAAUAAACACAACAACAAAACAAAAUCAGAAAAUUGUGCGAUUAUGACAUCCAUCAUCGUAGUGCUGAAAUUGCACAAUCUUUCCUUGUGACUGUUGGUUUAUCGGUUGCCAGCUCACGCCCAAUUUACGCAGAUAAUCUACCGGGCGCAAUUGUGUUCAUGGCUGUGCAAACGAUAAACAAUAGGCCAUUCUCUGUAUCAUGAAUUGCCGGUUUUUCCCCGUUUGGGUCUGCCAUUUACUUACCAUUUUCGCUUCUUCCACGUGCGUAACUACCCCAAUUUCCGGCUCCAAUCAGACCAGCUGCGAAAAUAAGAGCCUUCAGCAGGAACAAUAUCAGCAGGUUGGUGAGGUUCAAGCUAAGCACCUGGCCGGAAAAUAAGUGCAUGUCAAAUAUCAGUUAAUUCGUUUGCUAACAUUAGUGUUCUGUUUUUUGGUUCUGAUUGCUUCUGCAAUCAUUUUUCCAAUUAAGUUUAAAACCUACUUGGAAAAAGCUUUAUAUUUAAACAUCAACAAUGUUAAUAGCCAUUGAGUGGCAAUACAUUUGUCUGGUUGAUUAAUUAAUUGAGCAAACGUGUCACUUAAAAACUGUAUGGUUCGAAAAUCCUCGCAGAAAAAUGCUCAGAAACUGAGUUGAGAAACGAAAAAAAAGCUCAUAUAACUAGUACGUAACUUCAUGUAACUGCCGCGUAACCUUGCUUUUCUAAAUCAUUAAACUUCGAGACGAACGUCAUAAUUAAGUUGAAAUGAGUAACCGGACAAAGUUGUGAUCUAGCUCUAAACUAAACAGAAGGGAAAAUGCAAAUAAACUUAACGAAUUGAGUAAAAAAAUUGCCAUCUAUAUCUUUGUAAGCGCAUCACGUAAGAACGGAUGGACGGAUUUACAAGAUUCUUUUUUUGUUUGAUCAGUGUCUAUCCCCACCGGGUUCGUACAUAGAAAAUUAAGAAAAUUCGCCGGAAAAGUGGGAAAAAUCCAUUAAGUUGUUUUGUAUGGACAAUGGAAUUUUCCAUUGAAAAAGUCGCCAAUGAUUGCUAGAUCAUCGAUAGGUGUUUGGCGCAUAACGAGUUGCAAAAGUCUUGGGCCGUCGAAGGAAAGAAUACUAGAUCGGUGAAAAAGUUGUUUGGCGUGCAACGGGUUUUUUUUUAUUCAAUAGUAUAAUAUAUUUUUAGGCACACUGCUUAAGCUCUAAGAUGCCAAGGGGGUGUGCAACGAGUUAUUUUGUAUGGAGAUUUCACAUGCACACUUGAUCCAUGUGAUUUAUCAUUUCUAGCCACGUGCUUAAUUGGGUAUCAAAAUUAUUGCUUGUUAAAUGACUCCAGGACGAAAUGCUUAUGACUGUUCUAGGAAACCACUGUAGACAGGAGAAGAAGUUCACCGGAUAUCAUUCACCAGUUGAUGAAUUGGGGCGAGUUUAACAAAUCAGAAAUUUUUGCAAUGGAUCAAUGAAAAGGUCAAACUAAGAGAUUUUCCAUACAUUUUUCUAUCUAAUGAUUUAGAUUAGACUGAAUGUUCAAUGAUGAUUACAACAAUGUAUUUAGACUACCAUUUUAUAUUUCAUAUUCUGUGAAGAUUGUUCAAAUUCGUAAAAUCAAUAUCAAAUUAAAAUUUGAGCGUCGUCUCUCCAAGCAACCAAAAGUUCCACAGUACCUGAUAAUAUCCACUUUAUUAGAACUCUAAAGUACGCAUGGUACUUUUUAGCAACUUGAACGUACAGAACAAGUUCUGAGAAAACUUUUUUCGGCGUUUAAAAGCUGCUUCAAAGUUAGUUCUGUCGGGUGUACAUUCACGUUUGAGUAAUUCCUUAAAAACGGAGUAUUCAGAAUGCUUUGUACUCAGCUUAAGCUGAAUCUUUUUUAACGAACUUUUGCUUACUUGGGCUAAAUA